AUGGCGGACACCCCUAACAGCGAGCAAAGCCGCAGGGAGGCGGAAAUCGUCGACAGACAUCUUCCCGAAGGCUACUCGGCGACGCCGGAGGUGGUAGCAUGGAAUGGCAACGAGAGAGGGGAGGAACGAAGCACUCCACUGGAACGAAGGGAGUCUGAAGAGCCAACAGAGCAGUCUUCACUCCUCCUGCAGGGUGGCGAUGUGCACCGCGAUAUCUUCCGGAUCAAAGCGCGUGGCACUAUGCCAAAGCGAGCCAACACGUUCUCUGCGAAACAAAGUCCGGCCUUGGGACCUACGGCCUACCGGACUGCCCAGGAACAGUUGCAACCGGGUGGUUUCCGUCGGCAGUACAUCCAGCAGCGGCGCCCAAGCAUAGAGCGGAGCAUGAUGAGCAACGACACCAAGCCUGUGACCAAGAACUUCAUCUCGUUCCUGGAGCUGUAUGGAAGCUUCGCCGGUGAGGAUCUAGCGGACACUGAUACUGACGAUGAAUCUGCGAUUGAAGAUGGUGACCAAGAUGAUGGAAUGCCCAGCGAGAGGAGACCGCUGCUGGGUCGGAGGAAGAGCUCCAAGCGCAUGAAGCGCGAGGGAGACGCCGGCACCACCAAGACCUUCUUCACCCUCCUCAAGGCUUUCGUGGGAACCGGCAUCAUGUUCCUGCCCAAGGCGUUCCGGAAUGGUGGAAUAUUGUUUUCCUCUAUCACUCUGAUUACUGUCUCCAUUGUCACCACUGUAUGCUUCCGGCUGCUUCUGCAUUGCCGGAAGAGGUAUGGAGGAGGAGGGUACGGUGAACUUGGGUUGGAGAUUGGUGGACCAAAGUUACGAUCAAUUAUCCUGGGUUCCAUUACGAUGUCGCAGCUCGGCUUCGUAUGCGCUGGACUCAUCUUCACCGCCGAAAAUCUACUGGCCUUUGCUAAUGCUGUCACCUCUGUUCCGAGCAAACAACCUUUUGGCGUGAACGCUCUGAUUGCCAUCCAGUUCGUGGUGUUGGUACCUCUGGCCCUCAUUCGGAACAUCUCCAAGCUCGGACCUGCCGCUCUACUGGCAGACGUCUUCAUUGGAAUCGGCCUGGUCUACAUCUGGUGGUACGAUAUCUCCGCAAUCUCACAAAGAGGCAUUGCACCGACUGUCACUCUGUUCAACCCAUCUUCAUUCACGCUUACGAUUGGCUCUGCGAUCUUCACUUUUGAAGGGAUCGGGCUCAUUCUGCCCAUUCAAUCAUCCAUGCGAGAGCCGCACAAGUUCAGCUACCUCCUCUACCUGGUCAUGCUUAUCGUCACGGUCAUCUUCACUUCGGUCGGAGCCCUGUGCUACGCAACGUUCGGCGAGGAGACCAAGAUCCAGAUCAUCUCGAACUUCCCUCAGGACAGCAAACUGGUGAACGCCGUUCAGUUCCUGUACUCCAUGGCGGUGCUCGUGGGCGAGCCAGUACAACUCUUCCCAGCCGUCCGCAUCAUCGAAACGCACCUCUUCGGGGAGCGAGCAUCUGGCAGGAAAAGCGCGGCGAUCAAAUGGAAGAAGAAUGCCCUGCGAGCGGCCAUGAUGGUCCUGUGCGGUCUCAUCGCUAUCAUCGGUGCAAGUGACCUGGACAAGUUCGUGGCGCUCAUCGGAGCUUUCGCUUGCGUGCCGCUGGUCUACAUCUACCCACCUUAUCUGCAUUUCAAGGGAAUGGCGGAGACGGCAUCAGAGAAGGCGUUCGAUAUCGCGCUGUUGUGUCUUGGAGUUGUGGCGAUGGUGUAUUCGUCGGUGGUGACGGUUUCGCAGUGGGUGCAGACGAAUUGA
This is a messenger RNA of Saxophila tyrrhenica, 1782 nucleotides long. RefSeq lists its product as uncharacterized. The record is from RefSeq and is a predicted model, not a curated record. The coding region runs from base 1 to 1782 and encodes 593 amino acids. Lineage: Eukaryota; Fungi; Ascomycota; Dothideomycetes; Mycosphaerellales; Extremaceae. Gene Ontology annotation, biological process: amino acid transmembrane transport. Gene Ontology annotation, cellular component: vacuolar membrane. Gene Ontology annotation, molecular function: L-tyrosine transmembrane transporter activity. The transcript has a single exon.